Phaedon cochleariae (mustard beetle) is the source of this 1091-nucleotide messenger RNA. The record is from the annotation of a GenBank genome assembly. NCBI's taxonomy places the organism in Eukaryota, Metazoa, Arthropoda, Insecta, Coleoptera, Chrysomelidae.
UGAUCGCUAGGUAGGCUGAUUUCAAAAAGGGAUUAUCAGGUGACAAUUCAAUAAUAACUCUUUUUUAUCAGUCAUGACUGAUCCAAUAUCAGGAAGUAUACCAUGUACUGCUCUGGUAAAUAUAAUUUGAAUAGCCACAUAAAACAUCUUCAAGUAUAAAAUAACUGAUAAUGCUGUUACAUUUGAUUCACACUUCAGUGGCUCAUGUUAGACGUACCUAUAUCAUAUGUAGCAAGAUGGGUCGAAAAUUUGUGGUUGGAGGCAAUUGGAAGAUGAAUGGAAGUAAACAACAAGUUACAGAAAUUUUGAAAUUUCUUGAAGCUGGCCCAUUGAACAGUGAAACAGAGGUUAUUGUUGGAGUUCCAGCUAUAUACUUGGACUUUGUUAAAAGUAAAAUUCCCCCAAAUGUAGAAGUUGCAGCCCAGAAUUGUUACAAAGUGGAGAAAGGAGCAUUCACAGGUGAAAUUUCUCCGUCCAUGUUGAGAGACAUUGGUAUCAAUUGGGUGAUUUUGGGACAUUCUGAACGAAGACAAAUAUUUGGAGAAACUGAUGAGCUGAUUGCUGAUAAAGUGGCCUUUGCUUUACAAAAUGGAUUGAAAGUUAUAGCUUGCAUUGGAGAAACUUUGGAAGAACGCGAAUCUGGGAAGACAGAAGAAGUUGUAUUCAGACAGACCAAAGCAUUAGCCAACAAAAUUGAAAAUUGGAAAAAUGUAGUAAUAGCUUAUGAACCAGUUUGGGCCAUUGGAACUGGAAAAACUGCGACUCCCCAACAAGCUCAACAGGUUCAUAAAGCACUAAGAGACUAUAUCAGUAAAACUGUCAGCCCAGAUGUUGCAGAAAAUACCAGAAUUCAGUACGGUGGAUCCGUCACUGGAGCGAACUGUGACGAACUCGGUUCUCAACCAGAUAUUGACGGAUUCUUAGUUGGUGGGGCAUCACUAAAGCCAGAAUUCGUGAAAAUUGUGAAUGCAAGACAUUGAUAACCGCGAUCACAACAUCACAACACUAUUUGAAUUGUAGGAAUAUUUCAUUGUUUUAUAUGUUAUACAGUGACGUGCAUAAAGGACAUGAAUAAAAAACUUUUGCAUUGC